GUCCUCGAGGUUGGUGGACAUGCUUCCACCCUGCGUAGUUUGGUUGCAUUCCGCAUCACGCACAAUGAAAUAGUCAUGCGCCCCCAUCCCAGACCGCAGACCAAAAGAGCUCUGCCCACCAUCAGGGAGGGCUAUGAGGAACUGGUCCAUGAUAUGAACCAGGCCAACAGCCUUCACACCCCUACUCAGUCCCAGGCCCAGCCCCAGUUCCAUCCCUUGUCAACACAGGACUACUUCCGGUCCAUUUGCCAGCUGGCCUGCCCAGCUUUUGUGCCCGACUUAGACAUUCUAACAGUCGGCUUUCUCGACUCGCUCGGGCCUUGCCUCCGACUUCACAGACCCAGAGAGACGACGCCGUCUCCCAGACAGCCCCUGUUCCAAACAGCCAUCGAACCAUUGCAAGAGGAGGGUCCAAGCCAGGAUUGUAGGCCCCAGAGAGAGAGCAGAAACCCGGGGAGUUUGUCUUCGAGCCUGGGGGAAAGCCCCACCGCAACCAGGCUCCAUGUAGCAGAUCCCUUGGAGGUUCUCUACGGUCACGGGGAUGCACUCGCUGCCCAGCGUUGUCCCCAGAGGCGGAGGAGGGACGCCCCCGCGCUCGGAAGCGUGGCGCAGUCCAGGCUUCGAGCCGAGAGCUUCCCCACCAUGACCCGCUCCUCUUCUCAGACCCAGCGCAAGAGUAGCUGCCCUGAACUCUGCCUCAAGGACACGCCUCCAUUAGAAGAACGCCCCACGGAGGAGCAUCGUGAUACUGCCGUGCCAACGCUUUCCCGGAAGCCCCAAGGGCAGCCAGAGAGUGCCCCUUGCAGUGGGAAUGGGACGAGCAUCAGUGCCCGAACACACACACAUACUGUUCCACUGGAUCGCUGAGGGGGUUGCGAUGUGUGUCGAGAGGCCUGAUUCAGAGCUGCAUGCUGCCCACCACUGCCAAGAUGUAAACCGUGUUCAAACUGAAGGAGGGGGGCAAUCAAUUUAGAGGACCCUUCAUUAAGAAAGACCUUAGAGGGGUUGUGUGACAUUAGUUACCCGUCAUCCUGCCUAUCAUCCACCUUGAAGACGGACCUCCAAUACGAUUCAAACACUGGAUGGAAAAGUACAACAUUUUGUGACAAAGCCGUGCAAAAUAAGGUUGGGGUCUGUUCUGUGUCAAUCCAGUCAUUUUAGUGUGGAAUGUUAUGAAGUCUGAAAGCAGCUGGAUUGAAAUAAACGACAAAUAUUAUCAAUGUAAAAAAUGUAUAUGUAAACGGUGGUAGGUUUAGAAAUUUGAGGUCAGGUGACAGAGAGUGCCUAUAUAUUCGUGUAUUUAUAAUUUUAACAGGUUAAUCUGAAACCUGACACACUGCACAGGACUGUAUAAUGCUCCAAAGGACAAUACUUAUGUACCAAUGAAUGUAAUAUCAUGACAUUUUACAUGUAGUAAUAAAGUAGUACUUUAUACUCUCCAUAAAUAUUAAAAUUGUACGGUCAAUUGCUAAAAUUAUCAAUGACAGUUACAGUUACAUAAUUUGGACCACAACAUUGCGUUACAAUAAAUGACCGGACUACUUGCGGAAUAAUGAAAGAUGUGAAUUAGAAGCAUAAAACCCAUUGCCAAUGCCAGCGGUCAAUAUAUUUUCGCAAUGGGCAGAUAUCAGGAAAUAUUGACCGGCGAACGUUGGGAUGACCCAUUCAAAUCAACGGUACUUUUUGGAACGUUAUAAAGAGCCGUAUCAUAAGUUGUAUUAAAGUAUACGAUUGGUUGAGUGAUUAGGCUACAUUAGUGCAUGUCUGCAUAAAGUGUUGCGCAGCCAUGUCGGAGAGUGCAGGGCAUACCUUGUUCCACCUAUGUGAAGGGUCAUGUGGAGUGGGCUCAAAGUUAUGUGACAUUCAUAACAAAGUAUUCAUUUAUAUAAAGAAUGUGUGACAUAUUUGUCCAUGACCUUUCGAUUGUAUCUUAUGCAGGACAAUGAUAAUCAGUUCAUUGGAAAUGUUAUAAAGGGUUCAUAAG
This is a messenger RNA of Hypomesus transpacificus, 1984 nucleotides long. RefSeq lists its product as uncharacterized. The record is from RefSeq and is a predicted model, not a curated record. The transcript is spliced from 2 exons. Gene Ontology annotation, cellular component: mitochondrion. NCBI's taxonomy places the organism in Eukaryota, Metazoa, Chordata, Actinopteri, Osmeriformes, Osmeridae. Bases 76 to 867 code for a protein of 263 amino acids. Gene Ontology annotation, biological process: regulation of autophagy.